UUGUAUGCUUCUUGGUGGGGAACGGCAAUGUGGUAAUGGCCUUUGUAAUCCUUGAAUGUUACCGCCAUGGCACAAUAAAAAACUAAAUAUCACACAAUGUUGUUUGUCUGUUGCUGAUUAUUGUAUAUCUGGUGUUUUUUGUUACUGGUAAAAGGUGAAAAGUAUACAAAAUGAGAACUGUCAAAUUAUUUCAAUUCAAAUACUAUAAUACUGCUCUAAGUAGAAAAUAUUUGCACAGUUCUAAUAACUUUAAAAGUGUUGUAACAAGUGAUGUGAGUGAAUUUACAGACGACACGGAUAUUAGUAAAGGUGCAAAACCAUACAAAAGUAUUCCAGGACCUAAGCCGUUACCCUUAUUAGGAAAUUCUUGGAGGUUUAUACCCUAUAUUGGCGAUUUUCAAAUUCAGCACAUCGACAAGGUAUCACUUAAGCUUUACCACAAAUAUGGAAAAAUUGUUAAAAUGGAAGGACUGUUGGGGAGGCCAGAUAUGCUAUUUUUGUUCGAUCCCGAUGAGAUUGAAAAUAUUUUCAGAAGGGAAGACGCAAUGCCAUUAAGACCUUCUAUGCCAAGUUUAAAUUACUACAAGCACGUUCUAAGAAAAGACUUUUUUGGAGAUAUUGGAGGAGUUAUAGCUGUACAUGGAGAAAAUUGGCAAAAAUUUAGAUCGAAAGUUAAUCAAAUUAUGCUUCAGCCAAGAUCAGCCAGGAUAUACGGUGAAGUAAUUUCAGAGACAGCUGAUGAAUUUGUAGAAAGACUAGAAGAUCUUCGAGAUCAAAAAUCUGAAAUGCCUGAGAAUUUUCUUAAUGAAAUUCAUAAAUGGUCUUUAGAAUCUUUGGCAAGAAUAGCUUUAGACAUAAGAAUGGGCUGCUUAGAAAAAACUCCCCCAGAAGAUACUCAAAAGCUCAUCGAUGCUAUUAACACAUUUUUUAUAAAUGUCCCAAUUUUGGAAUUAAAGAUACCGUUUUGGAGAGUGUUUAAUACGCCAACGUUCCGUGCCUAUAUUGAGGCCUUGGAUUGCAUUCGGGAGAUAUGUCUAAAGUAUAUACAAAUAUCAAUGGAGAAGCUGGAUUUAGAAAUCAACCACAAUCAAUUGUCUGUGAUGCAAAAAGUACUAAAAAAGGAAGGAAAUAUAAAGCUUGCAAGCAUUCUUGCCUUGGAUUUAUUUUUAGUGGGAGUUGAUACGACAUCUAAUGCCGUUGCAUCAAUUCUCUAUCAGUUAUCAAUAAACCCGGACAAGCAACAAAUUUUGCACGAAGAAAUUGACAAAAUGCUGCCAAGUCCGGAUACAAAAUUGACCAUGGAUAAACUUGAUGAAAUGAGUUACUUAAAAGCUUGCAUUAAAGAGACUAUGAGAAUGUUUCCGGUAGUAAUUGGAAAUGGAAGGCAACUUUCGACUGACUGCUUAGUUGGCGGAUACCAUGUUCCAAAAGGGACUCAAAUUAUUUUCCAACAUUUUGUAAUUAGUAACCAAGACGAGUACUUCAGACGCAGUCGAGAAUUCAUUCCAGAAAGAUGGCUGAAACAGUGCACUCUAUCAAAAGAACAUCAUCCCUUUAGUUCCCUUCCUUUUGGGUUUGGGAAGAGAAUGUGUUUGGGAAAAAGAUAUGCAGAAUUGGAGAUUCAAACUCUUAUCGCAAAAAUAAUUCGAAGCUACAAAUUGGAAUACCAUUAUAAAAAGCUUGAUUAUCACGUUCAUCCGAUGUAUACUCCCAACGGACCACUAAAACUGAAAUUUAUUCCCAAAGCUGGAGUUCGUAAGAAAAUAUAAAUAUACAAACUCAAAA
Messenger RNA from Anthonomus grandis grandis, 1785 nucleotides. RefSeq names its product probable cytochrome P450 49a1 (gene CYP301B1). Gene Ontology annotation, molecular function: heme binding; iron ion binding; oxidoreductase activity, acting on paired donors, with incorporation or reduction of molecular oxygen. The transcript has 10 exons. The record is from RefSeq and is a predicted model, not a curated record. NCBI's taxonomy places the organism in Eukaryota, Metazoa, Arthropoda, Insecta, Coleoptera, Curculionidae. The coding region runs from base 171 to 1769 and encodes 532 amino acids.